AUGGGCCCUCCCCUGGCAGCUAGACAUCAUAGCCGUGCCGCCGGAAGACCCCCAAUCCCCCGAGGCUGGAUGCCCUUGCUCAGCGAGAUACCCAGGGGCGAGGAGAGAGUCAUGGUUGAGAGCCGCGUGUCGGUCCUGUGGUCGGCCUUGCCUAACUCGCUUCGCAACAUGGUGUCUCCCAAGGGCGCCCUGAAUCGCUUCGCGUCGUGGUCGUCGGCCACCUCCGCGCCCGGCCUGGACAAGGCAGAGCCAGGCGCCACAGCGAUGGGCAAUCAUCUCAAGCACAACCACAAAAUCAACAUCAACAUCGACACCAACAUGAACAGCACCACCACCAUCACUACUACUACUACGACCACAGCCAGCAGCUCCAACAACAACAAACUCCCCGUCAACCCCUCCGCCAUCUUCAGCAACACCAAUACCACCAAGACCGUCGUCUCGGCACUCAGAAUGCCGAAUCCAAUGCCCAUCGCAUCAUCGCCGUCGGGGGUGGGAUGGAAGAUGGGUAAGCAGGGUCUCAACCUCAUCAUGAGCUCGGGACAAGAGGCCGUAUACGGGACCGUGUGCGCGGGCCAAGUGACGGCUUCUGCCCCCGGCGACUACGACGCGCAGCUGGAGCGGGCGACGUACAUUGACGGCGUCAAGUACCUCCUCGACGGGCUGCCACGCGACCUGGACGGGGCCGAGGUGGCGGGGCUGCGGCUGGCCAUGCCGGCGGAGCUGGCCGAUAGCGUGGCCCUGCUGGACGAGGACCCCCAGACCCGCCACCGGAGGGUCCGGCAGAAGCAUCACCACCAUCAGGGUGGUCGUCGUUGGCGGUCAACCUCGACGGAAGACCGCGGCUUGGCGCACAGCUGCAUGAUGUUCGUGCUCGGGUGGCUGGUCAGCUGCCUCAGCUGGUGCCGGCCGCUGUUCUUCCUAUGGGCGGCCGCCGUGCUGCGCGUCGAGCGCGAGUUCAAGCUCGCCGAGAAGAUCAUGCGCUUCGCCGUCGUCCUCGCCAGGGAGGUCUGCGAGGCCGUCGUCACCGUCUCCAACAGCCCCACCGGCCACGCCAUGUCCGACGCCCUCGGGUUCGCCUCGGACGGCGUGUCGGGGUUCUUGUAUGAGUUUGCCAGGGACGAGAUGACGAGUCGCAGGAAGAAACGGGAUUGA
Molecule: messenger RNA, 1155 nt
Organism: Lasiosphaeria miniovina
Lineage: Eukaryota; Fungi; Ascomycota; Sordariomycetes; Sordariales; Lasiosphaeriaceae
Exons: 4
Coding region: 1-1155 (384 amino acids)
Source: RefSeq, a predicted model, not a curated record